This is a messenger RNA of Talaromyces stipitatus ATCC 10500, 533 nucleotides long. RefSeq lists its product as uncharacterized. NCBI's taxonomy places the organism in Eukaryota, Fungi, Ascomycota, Eurotiomycetes, Eurotiales, Trichocomaceae. Bases 90 to 533 code for a protein of 147 amino acids. The transcript is spliced from 2 exons. The record is from RefSeq and is a predicted model, not a curated record.
UAUUCUUCACCACACUCUCCUAAUACGGUCAUCACCUUGCUGCCUGUGGCGUCACUUUUCAUGCGAUAGAAAUUCACCAGCACCCCGAAAUGCUUCCCCGUGGUCAGAAGCGCUUGCUUGACGGGCGGAGCAUCCUUCAUGUUGACCCUGCCAAUCUCAAGCCUGAGGAAGUCGAAGUUCUCUACUCGCUUGAGACCAUCUGGGAUGAUCCAAAUGUCCUUGAGAAGCUCCGCACUUUCAAGUGGAUAUUCGACUUACUUCUGAGCGCCUGUAAAUCACCAGAAGCUGGUCCUACAGUUUCCGCCACGUAUUUCGAUAGUGUUAUUGCCGCGAAAGAAGCUGUAGGGGUUGAUUAUCAUCAGCAUGGUUCACAGCAUGACUGGCAGCCCAGGGAAAGUUCAGACCUUAUUGAUGGCAGAUUGUCGCAAUGGGCAGAUGAAUGCAUUACAGCCAUCACAACGUCUAAAUAUUUUGAACGAUCUGAGUCAGAGUCAAUUUGCCGAACUGUUAUUGAUGUGAUAUUUUGUGAUUGA